Messenger RNA from Rotaria socialis, 291 nucleotides. The record is from the annotation of a GenBank genome assembly. NCBI's taxonomy places the organism in Eukaryota, Metazoa, Rotifera, Eurotatoria, Philodinida, Philodinidae.
AUGAAACCACCCCAGAUGCUCGGUUUCGGUGUUUACUUUGCUCGCUCGUUCGCCGACACAGAGGGAAAAGCUCGAGCCGCAGGUGCCUUCAUUGUUGCCGAAAUCAAUAUGGGACAUGUACGAAUGAUUGAGCGCGCACAGAUCGACGAAGUGAGAAACACGGAUUCAUGGUGGAAACAAUUUGAUACGAUUUAUUUGAAACAUGAGGAAGAGAAACGCGAUGAAUUUUGUAUAAAAGAUCCGAGUCAAAUAUUGAAAUGGAUCAUGGUGAUGAAUGAUGGUCGACUGUAG